AUGACAACUAAUCAACUCGUCAGCCAGUCAACCAGUCAAACAGUCAAGCCGUCAGCCAGUGAAUCAAUCAGCCAGUCAACCCGUCAGCCAGUGAAUCAGUCAGCCAUCAACCAGUCAGCCAGUCAAACAGUCAGCCAGUCAAGCCGUCAGCCGUCAAUAAACAGUCAGCCAGUCAACCCGCAGCCAGUCAAGCUGUCAGCAGUCAACCAGAACAUUCAAAGCCGUCAGCCAGUGAAUCAAUCAGCCAGUCAAGCCGUCAAACAGUCAGCCAGUCAACCAGUUAGCCAGUCAAGCCGUCAGCCAGUCAAGGCUCAGUCAGUGAAUCAGUCAGCCAGUCAACCACCAGUCAACAAUCAACAGUCAAACAGUCAGCCAGUAAACCAGUCAACCAGUAACAGUCAGCCAGUCCAAUCAACCAAUCAAACAGUCACCAAUUCAACAGUCAGCCAGUCAACCAAUCAACCAGUCAACCAGUUAGCCAGUCAAGCCGUCAACCAGUCAACCAAUCAGCAGUCACCAGGUCGUCAGCCAGUCAACCAAUCAACCAGUCACCAGUCAAUGCAGUCAACCACAGUCAACAAAGUCAAACAGUCAGCAUCAAGACGUCAGCCAGUCCAUCUCCCUCCAUCUGAACAAAUGAUCUCAAGACGGGUUCAACCAGAAUUAUCAGAAAGGAAAAAGAGUGAACACCUUGCCAAGUCUUUCUGGGACACGAGCCUCAACAGCAGCGAAAAUCUUUGGUAUUUUGAAGGGGUGUUUCUGAUUAAGGGAACUGAAAUGCGAUAUGGCUAA
Molecule: messenger RNA, 792 nt
Organism: Penaeus vannamei (Pacific white shrimp)
Lineage: Eukaryota; Metazoa; Arthropoda; Malacostraca; Decapoda; Penaeidae
Source: RefSeq, a predicted model, not a curated record